Messenger RNA from Hemicordylus capensis (graceful crag lizard), 5064 nucleotides. RefSeq lists its product as uncharacterized. Lineage: Eukaryota; Metazoa; Chordata; Lepidosauria; Squamata; Cordylidae. The coding region runs from base 129 to 3104 and encodes 991 amino acids. The record is from RefSeq and is a predicted model, not a curated record. The transcript is spliced from 2 exons.
AGUUCCCUCCCUGGCAUCUUCAGAUAGGGCUGAGAGAGACACUUGCCUGAAACCUUGAAGAAGCCACUGCCGGUCUGUAUAGAGUAUAGACAUUACUGAGCUAGAUAGACCAAUGGUCUGAUAGACCAAUGGACUUCCUAAGGCAGCUUCCUAUGUUCCUAAGUAUGUCCCUAUUUUCUUUCAGCAAUGCAGUGCUGGAGGGUAUUGAACACAGAAAGCUGUCCUCCUAUGUAUUGGUGAUUCCUGUGUAUUGCAGGUUGGAGGCGCUGGAGAGAGGAUUGAACCCAUCAGGCCUGGCCCCCCCGGGGGGGCCGGAAGCGCCUUCUGCUCCUGAGGGACCAGCCCCGGCUCCGCCUGUUCCUGUGCUGCCAUCUCCCGUGGACCCGGCUCCUGAUGUUCCUGCGUCAUCGCUGCCUGUGCCUGUCGCUCCGGUUGGACAUCCACCUGCAGAUCCGGCUAUGCCGUUGGUUCUGGGUGAGCCAGCAGCACCGACACCUCCCGGCGGCACCGGCCAGUGGCCUGCUGUUCCCUGGCCGAUUCCUGCCAUGGGUGGAUGGGGACCAGCUUCCUACUGGUCCCCCUAUACACAACACUUGGGCAUGGGUUUUCCUUUGGCGUUUCCUGGGGUCACGGCUGGUACACAGGGUGCAGCAGAGCAGGUAUGGUUGGGUGGGCGGCCUGCGAGUAGCCCGUUCCCCUCCCCCAGUUUUCCUUCUUCAGAGCAGAAUGCCGCUAAUCGGCCUGGGUAUUACCCAAUGGGGAUUCUGCCUUCGGCCCAGCACGCCCCCUAUGGGGGCAUGGGCCUUCCCCUAGGGGAUCACUUGUUGCCUUCUACCAGGGAAAAGAUUCUCAAGGGGGAGUAUAUAGACAUCUUUAGUCUUCUGUUUAGGGAACCAGAAGUUAAACAUAAGGAGGGUGAGUCUUGCAAGGAGCAUGAGGCCACCAAGAGAAAGCCAGUGGAAAAAACAUGGAAUAACUGGCUGUCUGGCUUUACUAUCUACAUGGGCGUGAUACUUCAGGCGCAGCCGGCUCGUGGCCCGGCUCUCCUGAAGUAUAUGGAUAUCAUUCACCGUGCUGUCUCAGAUUUUGCUGGAUCUUCAUGGAUCCGUUAUGAUGAGAGUUUCCGUAUGAGGGCAGCUUUGGAUCCCACACUGCCGUGGGAUACACCUCUGCAGGAACUAUGGCUGGUGAUCAUGUCUCCAGCUCGCCCAGUUGAAGGUGACCGCUCGGAUAGUGGACACUUGUUGUCCAGGCCUUCCGGGGUUUCGGCCGCAGCGGGGGCGGGCCAGCAGUGGGUUCAACCCCAUCUGGUCUGCUGGGAGUAUAACACCAGCGGCAAGUGCUCUCACUCCCCCUGUCGCUUCCGGCACGCAUGCGGUUUUUGCGGAGCAAAGCACCCCAGUACAUCGUGCUCCCGAGCCAAACCUGGUGGUCCCGGGUCCAAGUUUAGGCCUGGAAACAAUCGGAAGGGUGGUCCCCCCCACCCCCUUCGGGUAAGGGGCCCCAGCCCCAUCAGGCUUGACGUGUUAGAGCGCUUGCUGGUGGACUACCCUGACCGGUUGGCAGCUUCUUAUCUACUUUUGGGCUUUCGGGAUGGCUUUCGGAUUCCUUCCUCUGCACGCCGGGGGCUAGGGAGUCCUCGUAAUCUUAAAUCUGUGGUAGGCAAGGAGGAUGUGGUAUUACGGAAGAUUACUAAGGAGGUGGCGGCAGGUAGGGUGUUAGGCCCCUUCGAUGCCCCUCCUUUUCCCCGGUUACGAACCUCGCCCCUUGGAGUGGUUCCUAAAAAGGUUCCCGGUGAAUUCCGGUUAAUUCACCACCUUUCGUAUCCCAAAGGGUUGUCUGUCAAUGAUGGCAUCCCCGAUAGUUUGUGUUCGGUUCGUUACACUUCCUUUGAUGAGGCAGUCAGAGUAGUUAGGGGUCAGGGCCCAGGGGCCCUUUUGGCCAAAUGUGAUAUUGAAUCCGCCUUUCGCCUGCUGCCCGUUCAUCCGGACGACUUUGAGUUGCUGGGCUUCACAUUUGCUGGCCAGUUCUAUUUUGAUCGGGCCUUGCCAAUGGGUUGCUCGAUCUCUUGUGCCGCCUUUGAGGCUUUCAGCUCUUUUUUGGAAUGGGCGGUCAGGCGUAGGGCGGGCCUUCAAUCUACAGCUCAUUAUUUAGACGAUUUUCUUUUUGUCGGUAGGGGCAAUUCAGGGGAAUGCCACCGCUUGUUGCGCUCCUUUAUGGGGCUGGCGGAGGAGCUUGGGGUACCGUUGGCUAAGGAUAAAACUGAAGGGCCAGUUACCCGGCUUUCCUUCUUGGGUAUUGAGAUUGAUACGCUUGCUGGUUGUGCUAGACUCCCGCAGGCUAAACUACUGGUGCUGGUGGAGCUGCUUAGGGCCUUAGGGCGGGCCUGUAAAGCCUCCCUUAGGGAGCUUCAGGUGGUAACGGGGCAUCUUAACUUUGCUUGCAGGGUUGUUGCCCCUGGUCGGGCCUUUCUGCGUAGGAUCUGUGACUUGACAAUGGGCCUGCGCGCUCCCCAUCAUAGGGUCAGGAUUACUGAAGGGGUCAGGGCUGAUUUGUCCCUUUGGGAGUCUUUUCUGGCCGGCUACAAUGGGGUUACUUUUUGGAGACAGGAGCAGCUUUUAGAGGCUGAUCUGCAGGUCCAUUCGGACGCUGCUGGAGGUGCAGGUUUUGGGCUUUACUUUAGGGGCCACUGGUGUGCUGCUCCCUGGCCUCGGGACUGGUUUGAACGCGGGGUAACGCGGGAUUUGACCUUUUUGGAACUGUUCCCAAUAGUGGUGGCAGUUCACAUCUGGGCUGAGGAGUUUGCUGACUCCUCAGUUCGUUUCUGGUGCGACAACCAGGCAGUGGUGCAGGUUGUCAACUCUCAGUCUUCGCGCUCCCCUAUGGUUAUGGUUCUGGUCAGAGCUUUAGUUUUGCAGUGUCUGCGGGCCAACAUUUUGUUCCGCUCCCGCCAUGUGCCGGGGAUUCAGAAUGACAUCGCUGACGCUCUGUCUCGUUUCCAGGUGGACAGAUUCAGAGCGUUAGCUCCCGAGGCUUCUCUGCACCUGGACCCCAUGCCGGCCUUCCUUUGGCAGCUUGGCAGGUGGAGGCGCAGCAGGCGAUAGCAGCGUCUCUGGCGCCUGGCACCAGAGUUAGCUACGCAGCCAAGCUUGAGGCUUUUGCCCUUUUUCGAAGGGCUGAAGGUUUGCCUGAGGUUUGGCCGGUCCCCGUGGGUCAGCUGCAACAGUUCCUAGUCACGUUACGCAGAGCAGGACGGGCCGUGUCCACCCUGGGUGGUUAUUUAGCUGCCCUUGCAUUUGAGGCGCAGGUGAGGGGGGUGGGUGAUUUUUCCUCCGACCCUCGCGUGCGGCGCAUGCUGGAGGGCUGGGCCAGGGCUGACCCUGGCCCUGGAGACUCCAGGCGGCCCUUUAACCUGGAUAUGGUGACCGCUACACUCAGUCAGUUAGCCGGGUGCUGUGCAGAUUCUUGGGAGGUGUCUUUGUUCCGGGCUGCGGUUUUAGUGGCUUUUUUCGGAGCCUUUCGCCCCGGGGAGCUGCUCCCGCGCAGCAGGGUUUCCCCUCGUGACCGUUGUCUGCAGUUCUCCGACCUGUCAUUGUCAGGAGAAGAGGUGCGGCUUUUUCUUCACCGCUCUAAGACGGAUCAGCGGGGGAGGGGCCAGACAGUUCGCUUGGCGGCCGCUGGGGAUAGGCAAAUUUACCCGGUGUCGGCCCUCAGAGCCUAUGUGGCUCUGGGACCGGACUCUGGGGGGUGUUUGUUCGCGCAUUCGGAUCGGACUCCUCUUACCCAGUAUCAGUUUCUUUCAGUGAUUAAAAAGGCCCUUAGCGCGGCCCUGAUUCCCCUUGAGGGAAUUACGCUUCACUCUUUCCGCAUUGGGGCAGCUACUACUGCCACGAGGUUGGGCCUCCAGGAAGCGGAGGUUCGGAGGAUUGGGAGGUGGAAGUCCGUGGCGGUCAGACGCUAUGUGCGCUGACAGCGGGCUUUUUCGGCUGCUAUUGAUUGUGUUUUUUCCCUUGGCAGGUGUUGGGGGAUCGGUGGCUCCAGUACGGAUCCUGUUGUGCGGCCACUCGUUGGUCUUUUGGGCCUUCAAGCGGGCUAGCACGUCUCGUUGGGGAUCCCAGCUUGGGUUUGGAAGACGGGCUGCUGUGUACUGGUUGGGCUUGCGUGGGAUGCUCUGGAACCAGCUACUGCCCACACUUAGGGAGCACUUAGAUAGUUUUUCCCCGCCCGACAUCUUGGUUUUGCAUUUAGGGGAGAACGACCUAGGCAGGCGGACUGGCCUGUCUAUUGUUCAGCAGGCCUGCUCUGAUUUGUCCUUAUUGCAGGAAUGGAUGCCCGGGGUGCUUAUUCUCUGGGUUAAUUGGCUGCAGCGUAGGGUGUGGCGGAAGGCCCGUUCGGGGCUUUGUCUAGAAAAGGCUAGGCGCAAAGCUUCAGCCGCAAUUGGGAAACUUGUGAUAGCUGCCGGUGGUGCUGUAAUACACCACCCUAAUGUGGUGGCUCGUCUUCACGAGUUAUAUCGUGCCGAUGGGGUUCACCUUUCGGAGCUUGGUUGUGAUCUAUAUUUAGGUAACAUACAGAGGAGGCUUGCUGAAUUUUUGGGCAGUGGUGGGGCAGGGAGGUCAAGCGUGGGCUAACCUCCCUGGGUGGCGGUAACAGUGCGGGCUGAGGGGUAAGCAAGGUAUAGUAUCGGUGAGCACCCUUGGAUAUUUAAAGGUGGAUUGGUUAAUCGCUCCUUUGUUGCCUGUGCGGCGCGGGGAGUAAUUGAUGGCCAUGAAACCUGCUCCAGGUCUUCACCAUCCUUUGGGCUGCGCGGUCCGGGGGGGUGAAUACCGGGAGCUGUCCAGGUCCCCUCUUCUAAGGGGGUGGUUGGCUUUGAUGGAAUAGGGCAGGGCGUGCCUGCCCCUUUCUGGAGCCAGGGUGUGUCGCCCAAAGUGGCAAUGGGUAGGAUGAGGGUAAUCCUAGCCCUUGCCUAGGAGCCCGCACUGUUUCGUUGGUGAUUCAUCACCCACUGUUCAGUUCGCCUUUGCUGGUUGUUAAUUAAUCAAUAAAGAGUGGCCCUUUACCCAU